GCGGAAAGUGAAGGGGCCACUGAACUCAGUGGGAGAGUUUAAUCCACAACCAAUUCCAGCCUGAGAGACCCAGAGGAGCUCAGAAAGAAUCAGAUGCACAGACAAGGAACUAAAAAAAUCUUCCUGAGAGACUAAACUUGCAUCACACCAGAUGUCUCAAUGUCUCAAGAUAACAGCAAGUGCUGCAGUUACCAGAAACAGGAGUCAUUGCCCACAGCACAAGGGACCCAAUCGUCCCGGGAUAGAGAUGAUGAAAGCGAAUGCUCAGAAGAUCACAUGUUAUCGAGAGAGGACACUGCACCACUCGAGGAGCGGACAGCUCAACAGGAGGCAGAGAACAAAGCUGGGGGUCACAGUUCAGCGGUAGAUGCCAUAAUAUUUCAACCUGAGACCUCCCUUCCAGCAAGAUGCUCGGCACUAGAAGAUGCUGAAGAGAGUCCUGUUUUAUCACAGAACGGCAUCAGACAGACAGCGCACUCAAACAGCACAGAGACUGAAGCUGUAACCACAUCACAAAGCCCAGCCACUCAUGCUCCAGCUGGUCACCGAGUCCGCGGCAGUGUCGUGGAGCACUUGACGCCAUUAACCUCAGAUAACCAGCAUGGUAAGCUGCAUUCCUACCCAUCCAUCAACAGCCAAUACAGCAAGAAGAGUAAAUCCAGCUCCAGGUCAACAGCAUCUCAGAUCCCUUCUGAUGCAGAGGAAGACUGCUGUGUACACUGUAUCCUGGCCUGCCUGUUCUGUCAAUUCCUCACCCUGUGCAAUCUCGUGCUAGACUGUGCAACCUGUGGCACCUGUACCUCCGACAGCUCCUGCUGUUUCUGCUGUGGCUCGGAAGAGUGUGCACCCUGUGAUUUGCCGUGUGACCUGGAUUGUGGGAUUGUAGAUGCGUGCUGUGAAUCAGCAGACUGUCUGGAGAUCUGCAUGGAGUGCUGCGGCCUCUGCUUCUCCUCAUAAUUGUGAAUCCUGGGAAUCCAGACUGACAUUGAUGAGAAUGGAACAGGACUGUUGGUUAUGGUCAGUCUUGCAAGCUCUCCAGUUAUUAGAGGACGAGUGACCUCAAGAUGAUGAACAGUCUACGAGGAUUUCAACUCAAAUGGAUAGUUGUCAAGACUGGAAGACAAAGACAUAUGUUAUAAUGGUGUUAUUGGCAUCCACUUCAGUUUGAUUUAGCAGCGAGUUUUGCUGAACAUUGUUCAGUAGUUAUGUUUAAAACUAUGCUCUUCAGGCACUUCAAACUCCAAAGCUUUUUUGUGGAGCAGUUUAUAUUGUCCCCUUUUGCCUGUUAGAAUGUUCCCCCAAUUGUGUCCAAUGUUGAAUCUCAGUUUCAGUCCUUGGAGACUCGAUCCCAUCCCAUGGCAUCCUUUAGGAAAUGGGGCACACAAAAAGGGUGGGAAGCAGGUCAAGGGAGAGAUGCUGGGUUGCCUGUGAGCAGUGGAGGGUUGCCCCUUCAGUUCCAAGCUUCUGCUGCCUACAGCCCUCAGGCUGCUCGCCUCACUCCUCUCAAUGAUUUUCAGCGAGACAGUGGCAAAGUCUUGAGAGCAAGGCAUUUUCCCAACUACCCUUGACAAUGGUGAUAUAAGAGGUUGAGACAUUCAGCCCAUCUAUCGCACAUGUUCACAGAAUUCCCUCAUGUGUAUUUUUAAUAACUCUGAAUUACAUGUUUUGCAAGAACCUGUCUAGUUCCUUCUUUCAGCCCAUUAAGAUUUCUUGAGGUAGAAACUAGUCCUUGUUGUGCCUAUUUUACAAGCAUAAAGUGGAUGCCAAAGAACCAAUUUCAGGGUCUAACAACCUGUGCCUCAAGGCCACCUGAAAAACAUCAAACCUAAAAUUGUGUCAGGUUUCUUCUCAGGCCUUUGGAGCAGCCACCUAAAACUGGGGUUAGGCACCUUAUUUAUGCUAAUGAGAGGCCUCAGGCCUGUUUUUUCUGUUUUUUGAGAUGUGGAUGUUAUAUCACCAACAUGGAAGUUAGUUUAAAAAAAACUAGGGAGCUGGGAACAGUCAUGAUUGCUCCCCCCAGUCGUCUCCUCCCCCCCAAAGCUUUGGGCAAUAAGGUGACUUAUUCAGUCAGACACUUAUUACUGCAAUCAG
Carcharodon carcharias (great white shark) is the source of this 2091-nucleotide messenger RNA. RefSeq names its product MyoD family inhibitor (gene mdfi). NCBI's taxonomy places the organism in Eukaryota, Metazoa, Chordata, Chondrichthyes, Lamniformes, Lamnidae. The record is from RefSeq and is a predicted model, not a curated record. Bases 160 to 957 code for a protein of 265 amino acids. The transcript is spliced from 5 exons.